Messenger RNA from Papaver somniferum (opium poppy), 2287 nucleotides. Its product is annotated as beta-glucosidase-like SFR2, chloroplastic. Gene Ontology annotation, biological process: carbohydrate metabolic process. NCBI's taxonomy places the organism in Eukaryota, Viridiplantae, Streptophyta, Magnoliopsida, Ranunculales, Papaveraceae. The coding region runs from base 96 to 2033 and encodes 645 amino acids. The record is from RefSeq and is a predicted model, not a curated record. The transcript is spliced from 10 exons. Gene Ontology annotation, molecular function: beta-glucosidase activity.
UAUCUUUAUCCUUUACUUUUCUUCUUUCUUCUUCUUCAGCAUCAUCAGUAAGAAGUAAAGAACAACCAUUCAAAUUUUCAUGAAACAAAAAUUCAAUGGCAUUUUCAGUAAUAUUCAUUGCAGCAACUAAACUCGCCGGAAUCUUAGUGACAGUCACAGUAGCUGCUAAUGCUUUCUCGUUUUCACGGUACCGGAAAAAGAAUCUUCUACCAUUUGAUUCACCUAUUGACGAAUCUUCUGAUACGCUAGCUGUCUUCGAUAUUAAUGGGGAAGAAAAUGGGUUCUUUUUUGGAUUGGCAACAGCACCAGCACAUGUUGAAGACAAGCUUAAUGAUGCUUGGCUUCAGUUUGCGGAGGAACUCCCUGAUGAUAAAAACAAAGACAAGGGGAAGUCUAAAGAACAACAGCCAGCAGAUGCAUUAAUGGCUUCAGCGACUGCAGAUGGCGGUUCUCAACAAGCUCCCAUAGCUCCCAAAAAGGCUGAGAAGGUGAAAAGGAAGAAGUCUCUUAAGAUAUCAAUGGAAGCUAUGAUCAGAGGGUUUGAGAAGUAUGUGGAAGUGGAAGAAGAGGAACCUGAGGCUAGCACAGAAGGCAGUCAUAAUGUAGCUGCGUGGCACAACGUGCCUUAUCCGGAGGAGCGGCUAAGAUUUUGGUCUGACCCUGAUACCGAGUUGAGGCUUGCUAAAGAUACUGGAAUCGGUGUUUUCCGGAUGGGAAUAGAUUGGUCAAGGAUCAUGCCUGUGGAGCCAGUAAAUGGACUUAAAGAAGCAGUAGAUUAUGCAGCCUUAGAUCGAUAUAAAUGGAUCAUCCAAAGGGUUCGUUUCUAUGGUAUGAAGGUUAUGCUGACUCUAUUCCAUCAUUCUCUUCCACCAUGGGCCGGAGAUUAUGGGGGCUGGAAACUGGAGAAAACUGUCGAUUAUUUUGUGGAUUUUACAAGACUUGUUGUUGACAGUGUAUCGGAGUUGGUUGACUACUGGGUAACUUUUAAUGAGCCACAUGUCUUUUGCAUGUUAACCUAUUGCGCUGGUGCUUGGCCUGGUGGUAAUCCUGACAUGCUAGAGGUCGCAAUGUCUGCUCUACCAACUGGUGUUUUCAAGCAAAGUAUGCACUGGAUUGCAGUUGCUCAUUCCAAGGCUUAUGACUAUAUACAUGAAAAAAGCAGUACUGUAUCAAAGGAAAUGGUUGGAGUAGCGCACCAUGUUUCGUUUAUGCGUCCAUAUGGUCUUUUUGACAUUGCCGCUGUUUCAGUGGCGAGCUCUAUGACCCUUUACCCUUUUGUGGACAGUGUCUCUGACAAGUUGGAUUUCAUAGGGAUAAACUACUAUGGACAGGAAGUCUUAUGUGGAGCUGGGAUGAAACUUGUCGAAAAUGAUGAGUACAGUGAGUCAGGACGUGGGGUCUACCCUGAUGGCUUGUUCAGGAUGCUGCUUCAGUUCCAUGAGAGGUACAAACACCUAAAUCUACCCUUCAUGGUAACUGAAAAUGGAGUAUCUGAUGAGACUGACUUGAUCCGGCGACCAUACCUGUUGGAGCAUUUACUCGCUAUACAUGCUGCAAUGCUCAUGGGUGUCCCUGUCCUUGGUUAUCUUUUCUGGACUAUCUCGGAUAACUGGGAGUGGGCAGAUGGAUAUGGUCCCAAAUUUGGUCUUGUAGCGGUUGACCGUGCCAAUAAUCUUGCUCGCAUUCCACGCCCUUCAUACAAACUUUUUUCAGAGGUGGCAAAAACUGGAAAAAUUUCAAGCCAAGACAGAGCACGUGCUUGGAAUGAACUCCAAAGUGCUGCAAAGCAGCAAAAGGAGAGACCAUUUUACAGAGCAGUCAAUAAAAAUGGACUUAUGUAUGCAGGCGGCCUUGAUAAACCCACCUGGAGGCAUUAUACUAAAAGGGACUGGCGAUUUGGUCAUUACAAGAUGGAUGGUCUUCAGGAUCCACUGAGUCGUUGUUCCAGAUUACUGUUGCAUCCUUUCUCACAUAAAAAGGGAAAGGAAACUCAAACUGAUAAUGCUGAUUUGGUUAUGGAGCAUCUUGUGUAGAUGUCUAAUGCAAACCUUUAUGCAUUAAUACUGUUGCUACUCUUAGUUCUAUACCUGCAUUUUCUGCGGAAGUAAGUAUUGCCUCUUUUACCACAACCCCAGGUAUAAAAUACUACGUGUAUUUAUAAAGGCCCCAUGUAAAGAAGAAGUACCUUGUCAACAAGCUUUUGCAUAUAUAAAUGCUAAAUGUAAGAAUGCACUCAAACAUUCUGUAAUCAACAAGAAAUUAAUCUAGAAUUCAUAUUUGCGGGAUC